AUGGUUCAUCCAGGCAAGACCAGGAGCACCCAUCACACGGUCAGAUUCACAGGAGACGAGAUGCCGAAGUAUAAGCCUAUUGUUAGCGACUCCACGGACUCACCCAACUAUGUGAGCUCACAAUCAUACCCUGGGCAGGACUCUGGAGCUCCCAGUCCAGAGGCCUUCAGUUUCCAGCCAGCUGCCCAGAGAUAUCGGCAUAAUGAACAACGAAUCAAACUAUUGACUUCGAUCAACCAGAUUGUGCAACAGCGGGCUGAUCUAGAAGCGAAUCGGGUUACUCUUUCAAAUCUUCUGGAUGAAUUAAGAAGAAAGUUGAAGAGAAGAAUCGAUGAAUGCCAUUUGGAGAAGAAAGAACGGAUGAAAGCUCUAAAACAGGCUAACCAAAGGCUUGAGAAGGAGAAAUUUAGCAUAGUAUCUGAGAUUGAACAUCUAAAGAGACAUUUGGAGAAGGAGGAGGCUCAUCAUCUGCAGCAUGCUAGGAGUGCUGUCGCUCAGGCUGACAACAAAUUGGCUGCAGCUCGUCUGAUGAGGGACAUCGCAGAAUUGAGACAACGAGUCGCUCAAGUUGAGGCACGACUUGCUAACGAACUAAAGCGUAAAAGGCAAGCUGAACUGGACAUCAUACGUCUUCGGAAGGAGUUGUCUAGCACCAAGAGUUUCGUGGCCUCCCUGAGGAUGCCACCUCCACCACUUCGGAAGCAAUGCUCAAAAUUCGCGUAG
This is a messenger RNA of Spodoptera littoralis (African cotton leafworm), 723 nucleotides long. Lineage: Eukaryota; Metazoa; Arthropoda; Insecta; Lepidoptera; Noctuidae. The record is from the annotation of a GenBank genome assembly.